Molecule: messenger RNA, 792 nt
Organism: Pisolithus orientalis
Lineage: Eukaryota; Fungi; Basidiomycota; Agaricomycetes; Boletales; Pisolithaceae
Exons: 5
Coding region: 1-792 (263 amino acids)
Source: RefSeq, a predicted model, not a curated record
AUGUCAAAGGAUGGCGAGGGUGAAACACGAAGCAUUGACAGCUCGGUGCUAGAGAGGCCGAACGCAUGGUCUCUGAGGAAACGCAAACACCUGAUCCCCACAUUUCAAAGAUCCGAAGAAACUUACGGUUCUGGACAAAUACGUAUGGGAGUGAAAGCCAGGUUGGCAAGUGUGCCGGUGCCAAUCAGCAAGUCAGAUUGGAGCAAUCCGUCAACAUACCAUCGUGUUAAACAUCAUUUAGAAACCCCGGACCAGUACCACAAACGGGUCCAAUGUCGAGCAUCCCUUUCGCAGACCUUGCUGCAAGUCGCUACAUCCCGUGAUGAGUCGCCACUAUCAAAAUGGGAGGAAAGACUGUGUCGAACUUGGACGCCAAGUGGCCAUGAAGUUUCUCUGCGGUUGCAGCGUGGUCGAAGCCUGCAGCGAUGCCAACCAGCCAAACGAGGGUCGAACUUCGGUGAACCAUCUUCUCCCCUUGACCCAGAUUACGGGCCUUCCUCGGACAUUUUACUUAACGGGCAGGUCUCCAAAGCCACGUGCAUUAUAUUCUUCAGAAGGAACAAAAGCAGUCCGAGCGAGAAGCGCGAGAAGCGGCGGUCCAACUCGGGGCCUGUAGCGAAAGGAUCAUCGCGACCGUGCGCUGAAGCUCUCCCUCGGACUUGCAUAUGGCGCCAAGUACUGCAGAGUUUUCUUGGUAACCGCGAUUUCACGCACUACACAAUAUGUGAAAGUGGAGACGCCAGCAGCUUGGAAUUCGCCAUCUUCGAGGAAACAGGGACUCGUGCAGUGUAG